AUGGCUGCACGCACUCUCGUGAUAUUUCUUUAUUUCUUGUUCUUCAGAUGCGUCUUAGCCGACGAUGGAGACGAUUUCUCCAACAACUUGUUCACGGAUCUCGGCCCGCUGCUGGCCCUCUUCGGAGAACGUGUUACUAUGCAAUUUUUGAGCCAGGCGAUGGGAAUUUCCGACUGCAUUAUCCUUUCAAUGGCACCUCUAGGCAUCGUCACCACCAUCGUCGCUGCGAUUAGAGUCGGGGGUCCGUCAUGGCUCAAAGCCUUGAUUGGGAGAGCAACGGAGAAUCUCGCAGCUGCCGAACUAGAGCUCAUGUCUUCUAGCUCCAAUGAGGUCUGUGAGCUCUGGAACGGCAGAGACGUGGUUCGCUGUGCCGGAUCAGCUCCUGUUUGGGAGUUCAUUUGUUUGCUGCCUCGGACAGGAUUACCCAAGAACCCAAAAGUCAAGAUAAUGAGUCUAGAAGAUGCGGAGAACGACCCAUACUUUUAUAUAAAAAGAUUGCGGAGAAACGAGAGAACCUUUUCGGAUAAAAUGCGAGCGCUCUUUGGUGUUCAUAGGCAAGGUGGGAGCGCAGAAGAUGGAAUAAAAGAAAAUUCCAAUACUCAAUCAGACGAAGUUGUCAUUAUAAGAAAUCUUAAACAUGACGUGCCAAAUAUUUCACACAAUCGGCAUAGAAACUCUGGUCGCGGCGAGCUACACCUCGCUGCGUGUUUUGGUAUACUUUUACAAAUCGGCUUCAUUUUAUACUGCAGCUUCAUCGCACAAUACUCGAAAUUAAAAUCCCACUUUCAAAAGGAUGAUCAUGCCGUUGCAAGUUACGCUUUUCCAAUGACCAUUAUUGGCUCGGUGGUCCUGAGUAUUGGCAUGUUCAUUUGCUCUCACGUUGUCGAAAGCAGCACCAUGGAAGAAACCUUUCAACCAGCAGAACAUUGGCGAGCCCGGCUGGUAUGGCUACAACAAGAAAAAACUGUCGGCGACGAAGAGUUUAAAUCUUUUGCUCUCUAUACAGGAGAGGACCAGCCAAACAUUAUCACUUCGAGCAGAGCGGACCAUGGCAAAGAUUCCGACGAAAAGCAACAGCAGGGCUCAGAAGGGUUGAAAGACUUUACAAUCACGACGGUGGUGGGUACAGUUAUCAGUCUAGUCGGAUAUGUUGCUCAGUUUAUUGGAUUUCGAGGAAUGCAUUGGUCUGUUUCCGUGGCCUCUUUAAUUGCGGUCCUUACAAUGGCCGCCGUGAGGGCAUGGAUUCGUCGCGGACUCGCAAAGCCCAUGUUCUGCCAUGGCCUUCUUCCAGGAUUUGAGCUCGACUGGUUUGCGGAUUCCUUAAGAACUGUUGGCAAUGCGCCUUGGUACAAUGAUUUGGAUGGAUCUUCUCAGGAAGAGAAUACCAGCUCCUUGAGUAGACGGAGUACGUCUACUAACCAAGAGAAGCUCGCUAAAUCGGACGAUCAAUCUACAACAAAAGAACCACUCAUUUGCGAGGCUCAAGAUUAUACCACAAUGCGCCAGAGUCUUGCAAAGCUUGCAGACUGGCGAGGACCAGCAUCGCAAGAAGCCAUUGCAGUCAGCUUGGCCAUAGAAGCAACCAUGAACCUUUUGGAUGACAACUUGGGCCUAGAAGAUUUUUCUUGGGGCUACAAGAUUCAGGAUGCAUCAUUAAACGAGCAAGAGCUGAAGUUCAGGGUGAUUAAACAGCCCGACGGCAAAUGGAAAGCACACGCAGGAGAAAUCGAGGCGGCACUGUCACUACGACUCUUCUAUAUUAAGAGUCAACAAGAGACCCAAUUAUUGGCCAAGGCCAUUCAUAAAUCAGGCAACCCCUUGGACGAUGACAAAUGGUUGCGGGUGAAGGGGGAAAUGCCCGAUAUGGGAUUAAGGAUUCUUGGUCCGAAUACAAUGCAACUAUAUCGACAUCUCGAUUGGUGGAUACCUACAGAUGGACCAGAAAUUUUGAAAGGUGAAGCGGUGUAUAAUCCCGCUGAAAUUGACCAGAAUAUCGAUUCAGGGAAGCAUCAGAUCAAUACAUUUGGAAGCAUCGUGCCAGGUUCAACCAAAUUCGAACUUGAUGAAUCGAGAGUGGUAGGGCUUGAUCCACGUCAUCAAUUCAAAGUCGCCACUGGCUCUCAUACGCAGCUUUCGCACCUUUACUAUCAAAACUCACAGGUUGGAAAAUGGAAUUUCAGCAUAUCAGAAGGAGAAGGCGAGAAUUCGAAUGACAUACUAUGCAUACAAUCCUUGGAUUCGCUGGAAAUUCUAUACGCCAAAGACAUGUUUUCGACAUUCAUGUGGGCUGUGGUGGAAUCACUAGAACGGCCCAUGGGAGGGAAAACAUACAUAAAAACAUCCCAAGCCAAGUUGGAAAAUAAAGACUCAUGGAGGCGUUUGGGUCUCGAGAACGAUGACAUCUCCAGACUAGCUGCGGCUAUCCAGAGCACAGGCCUAUGCAACACACACGAUGCUCAUAUCAGCGUUAUUACUCCUUUGAGUAUACAAAGAAAACUACCUGAGGUAGACAGUAUUGUUGAGAUGGUGCGGAAUUAUACUGAGCCGCUUGAGGCACUUCAUUUGUGGGCAGAUGCAGGUCAAGUAUACUUGCAACUCUGCGAGCACUUGAAUGCAUUUGCAGUUGGAAGCUAUACUUAUAUCAGGGCUGUUGCCGUGUUGGCAACGUUUCGAAAAACACUACAAGAGAUGAUUAGACGAGAAAUGACGGGAGUAUACGAAUCUCGCUUCGAAGAACAGCUGACAAAGGCAAUGGAAAUUGUCGACGCAGAGUUCCAGGAUCAUCUAGGUUCAUUGUGCGAAUUGCAAGACACCGAUAAAUGGCAAAAAUGCUAUCCUAACGCUGAACGCUUCUUUUUGCUUCAGGAUCAAGAGUCAAUAAUUUCCAAUUCCUUCGACGUCUACAAAGAAAUGGAUCGACAACACCUCAGCAGACCAGACAAGGAUGGCGCGAGAGAGAAAGACAUCUUUGACAGGACAUUCCUCCACUAUUGCGCAGCGUUCACCUACCAUCGGGAGAGAUGGUAUGAGAAGAAUAACUACCCAGACGGGUCUGAGCAGUUUCUUCAAAAGAUGCGGCGCUGGAUCGAGCAAGGUGUCGAUAUCAACGCCCGCGAUAUCCGCGGAUGGACACCACUGCACUAUGCCUGCUGCUGUGCUGGUAAAGCGAGCACCCAGGUUGUCCAAUUGCUUCUCGAAAAGGGCGCUUCGGUUGAUGUUCAAGGACGCGAGGGCACAGCGCCAAUUCACUGUGCGGCGAGGGCGGGCAAUUUAGAGAUGGUCGAAAUGUUGCUGGAAUUCGGAGCCAACAUUGACAUUGCCGACGGAUAUGGCAACACUGCCUUGCACGAGGCAGCGUUGAAUAGAUCUGCUGACAUUUUCGAAACUCUGUGCAAACGCGGCUGUCAGAAAAGGCGAAAUAAGCAUGGACGGGCAGCCUUUCAUAUAGCGGCGAUGAAAGGACUCUCAUCCGCAGUCAGUCAAUUGGGGGACUACGCCAACUCCAAGGACAGUCAGAAAAAGUCACCUCUUUACCUUGCUGUGGAAUACGGUCACAAAGAUUUCGUGCAACAACUCCUUAGGCUACCACAGGUGGAAGUAAAUGCCAGAGGUUACCGGGAUCUAACGCCGCUUCAAGUCGCUUGUAAGAAAGGCUAUGACAGUAUCACCGAGAUUCUUCUCGAUGCAGGCGCUGACAUAGAAAUCCUGAGUGAUGACGGCAGAACACCCUUACUCCAUGCUGUACAAGAGCAGAUGGAAAGCACUGUCAAGUUACUCACAACAAGAGGCGCCAAUGUCAACUUCAUCCAUCUUGGAACUACAGCGCUGCACACAGCCGCGCAGAUGGGAUACUCUGCCAUCUUUGAGUAUCUAUUGAAGGGAGGGGCGGAUAUCCAUGCGGGAGCAGAAACGGCUGCAGGGACACCGCUGCAUGCGGCGUGUACCAUGAUUGAUGGUAAUCCCAUGAUACAACGUCUUAUAGAUUUGGGAGCUGUGAUUGAUGAGACUGAUGAAGAGAACCAAACUCCACUGCAUAUUGCAGCGCUAUAUGGCAAGCCAGCGAACCUAAAGCUGCUCAUCGACAACGGUGCAAAUAUAGAAGCCAGAGACGGUAGAGGCAGAACACCCGCCCUCAUUAUGUCUUUUGAGGAGCAGCGAAAAGAGUGUCUCCGAGUGCUGAUCAAGCAUGGCGCGGAUGUAAACGUCGCUGGUCACGACGGCAGAACUCCGCUAUAUCUCGCAGCCGGGGACGAGACUUUGGAAGACUUCGUCCCAGAGUUACUCGAAGCUGGCGCUGCCGUUGACGUGGCCGUCGAUGAUGGUUAUACCCCAUUGCAUCAGGCAGUAUAUUUCAAAUGUACAAAAGCUAUAAAAGCACUCGCUGAACACGGAGUAAAUACCGAAGCAAUGAACACCGAGGGAGAAACGCCACGAAUGAUUGCAGAAAGAGGAGGUCUAUCUGGCUGGUGGAGGGAAAACAUACCGCCAUCUAGGGAGUGGUGGAGGGUUUCAUCGGUGAAGCUUGCAGCAUAA
Molecule: messenger RNA, 4533 nt
Organism: Trichoderma breve
Lineage: Eukaryota; Fungi; Ascomycota; Sordariomycetes; Hypocreales; Hypocreaceae
Product: ankyrin repeats (3 copies) domain-containing protein
Exons: 3
Coding region: 1-4533 (1510 amino acids)
Molecular function (GO): protein binding
Source: RefSeq, a predicted model, not a curated record